AUGAACAACUUUGCCGGCAGCAACACUUAUGCGCCGCGCACGGAAACGCCUUCCAUGGGCCUACCCGGCUUCAUGCCACCACCACAGAGCGCGUUGAACACGAACCAAUUGCCCGCUUACGGAUCAUACCAGAGCUCCAAAGCUUCAUGGGAGGCGCAAGAGAGACAGUCCCCGACAGAAUCUGUGGAUGAUAUCUUGGCAUCACCGAACCUGUCCGAAUACUCCCUGGAAAAUGGAGCCGAUUCUGCCUAUACCGGACGACGAUCCAAGCCCAAUAAUGCGAAUGCCAACCCAAACCCAAGGACCCGACCACAAAGGCGUCCCUCAAACCGGGAUGAAUUCGACGGACCGCACCAGUUCCUUCAACGUCCUCCCCCAGAGGUUAUUGCCAUGCAAGAGCGCGAAUUGCCCCAUCUCCCGACAAACUUGCAUGUGCAGGAACAAGACAUGGUGUUGGGUCAGGUCAAUGAUCGCCUGUCCCAAUGCGCCUACGACUUUGUGGCCAAAUACCAGUUCCCUAUUCCUCUGUCGCAGAAUAUGCGACCGGUAGAGCGGCCCCAAGAUCGGGAAUGGACUGAGUGGGUUUAUCUGCUCAAGAGACUCGCAACCAAGCGAAGGAUUCCUGCCCGCGUCUUGUACAACGGUCAGAUAAAGCAAUUCGUGACCAUUCUAGAAAAUUCUUUGGAGAUGAGACACGCCUCCAAGCACCAGAGCCGACCGCUCAAGGAUGACAGGAACAUCUUGCAGCUCAUCUCGGCCGGCAUCCAGGUAGCCAAGAUACUACGAGAUGCCUCGGCAAUGGACUAUCUCGAUCGCCUCUAUAUCUCUACCGAAAAGCAGAUUCAGGAUCGCACUUCGUCGAGAUUUCGAUCCUAA
Molecule: messenger RNA, 876 nt
Organism: Beauveria bassiana ARSEF 2860
Lineage: Eukaryota; Fungi; Ascomycota; Sordariomycetes; Hypocreales; Cordycipitaceae
Exons: 1
Coding region: 1-876 (291 amino acids)
Source: RefSeq, a predicted model, not a curated record